ACACUACCCACAUUAAGGGCGAAACUGUGAUAUCUUAUGAAAACAUACUGAGUAAACAAAGCAGGGACAAAAAAGAGGUGGUUAUAAUUGUCCUUCAGAAUGGGACUCCAGUAGGACAGAAGCAACAGAAGCAGCAGUCGACACAGCCAGCUGGAACCUGCAACAACUUUCAACCAUGUCGGUCACAAUGUGCCAAACAAUGGGCUUCAUCGUCUCAGCCCUGGGUUUUGCUGGAAUCAUUGUAGCCACAGUACUGGAUAUGUGGAGCACACAGGACCUCUAUGAUAAUCCAGUGACUGCUAUAUUCCAGUACCAAGGCUUGUGGAGAAGUUGCGUCAGACAGAGCUCAGGAUUAACAGAAUGUCGACCCUACUUUACCAUUCUUGGGCUACCAGCAAUGUUCCAGGGAGUCAGAGCAUUGAUGAUUGUAGGCAUUGUUCUAGGAGCAGUCGGUUUGCUUAUAGCAAUUUUUGCCCUAAAAUGUAUCAGAAUUGGAAGCAUGGAAGACGCUGCCAAAGCCAACAUCACUCUUACAUCUGGAAUAUUGUUCAUCGUAGCAGGUCUCUGUUCAAUAAUUGGUGUUUCUGUCUUUGCCAAUAUGUUGGUGACUAACUUCUGGAUGACCACGUCUAGCAUGUACACAGGUGGCGCCAUCAGUGGUAUGGGAGGGAUGGGAGGCAUGCAGACACUCCAGACAAGAUACACUUUCGGUUCUGCUUUAUUCGUUGGAUGGGUUGCUGGUGGUAUUACAUUGAUUGGUGGUGUCAUGAUGUGCAUUGCAUGCAGAGGUCUAAUGCCUGAAGAGACUACUUACAAAGCAGUUUCCUAUCAUGUGUCAGCCAAAAGCCCAGGAUACAAGACAUCAGCAUACGAGGAUAAGAGCAAGAAGUCUAUAUACAAUGAGUCAAGGAAAAGCGAGGAUGGAAAAAGCUAUCCAUCCAAAUAUGACUAUGUGUAAACUUUCAUUUGUCCCCAUUAGUCUACCGAGACUUGAGUGUUUUUGUAAUGCAAACUAAAGAGCCUUCUUAUUCAGAAAUUUGCUCAGUUAGGGCACAAAACAGAAAACAUUUUCCAGCUUAUAAUAUGAAGGCCUUUAUGGGCGCAAUUAAAAUGACAUUAUAUUACAUUGUAAUAAAUGACGCUAGUUAUUUUAUCACUUAGUAGCACAACUAAUAUUCUGUUCUAGACCAUUACAACUAAGUAAUAUUAAAUAAACAUAUAGGAAUAGGGAAGUUAUUAACAAGCAGUAUAUAGAUGCAGAAAAUUAUAAAAAAAAGGAACAGAAAGCUGUGCACCUAUCUGUAGGUGUGCCACUAAUGCCACCCAAAAAAUGUCUCAUUAUUGGUUUUGGUUGGAGUAGAGAAGGAUUAUGAAUUUUAACUUGAAGAAUAGAGAUGUACUGUUAAGUCCCUUUUUAGACUGUGUGUGUGUGUUUCAAGCAUCUAAUCAAUUUUGGCGAGUUUGUAUAUGUUAAAUUCCUUUCCAAAGGGGGAAAAAAUUAACACAAGUUACAUGUACAUACCUUAUAUAUAUGGGAGUUUUUAUUUGUCAAUUGUAUAUCCUCAGCAUAUUCAUACUUGGUAACUGCCCCAAUAGUUAUGGUUAGUUGCUAGGAAAUUUGUUUUAGAUAGAAGUAUGGAUUAAUAAAUACUGUAUAUAUACUGUUA
This is a messenger RNA of Rana temporaria (common frog), 1667 nucleotides long. It is a transcript of the gene CLDN18, whose product is annotated as claudin 18. NCBI's taxonomy places the organism in Eukaryota, Metazoa, Chordata, Amphibia, Anura, Ranidae. Gene Ontology annotation, cellular component: bicellular tight junction; plasma membrane. The transcript is spliced from 5 exons. The coding region runs from base 176 to 958 and encodes 260 amino acids. Gene Ontology annotation, biological process: bicellular tight junction assembly; cell adhesion. The record is from RefSeq and is a predicted model, not a curated record. Gene Ontology annotation, molecular function: structural molecule activity.